AUGGCCCUAGCUGGCCUCCCUCUCGUGAGAGGUCACCCCUUCAGCGGACUCUGGAUCGCGUUCCUUCAUCUCCUCUUCGCGGCCUCGGUAUGCGCCUACACGCCGCUCUCAGCAGCCGUGCUCAAGAAUGUCACGGUCUCCGAGACCGACUUUGACAUUCACAACGGCCCGCUGCUGGCCCCCAUUCUCAUCCCUAGGGUGCCCGGCACAGAUGGGCAGCUGAAGACUCAACAGCAUUUUGUCGACUUCUUCACCAAGUCGCUACCAAAAUGGAAUAUUCAAUGGCAAAACUCAACAGAUAAGACGCCCGUCACGGGAAACACCGAUAUCCCGUUCCAGAAUCUCAUCAUCAGGCGCGAGCCGCCUUGGACGAAGCCCGGCCAGGCUAACUAUCUCACCCUGGUGGCGCAUUACGACAGCAAGAUCGAACCUAAGGGCUUCAUCGGCGCGACUGACAGCGCUGCACCGUGCGCUAUGUUGCUGCACGUUGCGAGGACUCUGGAUCCGAUGAUGACCCAGAUGUACGAUGAGAUGGUCGCCCUCGGGGAGAAUGGAGGCACCGUUCCUCAGGAUAUGGGUCUGCAGAUCCUGCUUCUCGAUGGAGAGGAAGCGUUCAAGUCCUGGACGGAUACAGACUCAUUAUAUGGCGCAAGGUCCCUGGCUCUCGAGUGGGAGAACACGUUCAACCCUGCCAUGUCCCACUACAAGAACCCUCUCGAGCAGAUUAGCAUGUUUGUGCUGCUGGACCUGCUCGGCUCGGCAGAGCCUAAAAUCCCUUCCUAUUUCCAGUCAACCCACUGGGCCUAUAAGGCCAUGGCCGACAUUGAGAAACGUAUGCGUGACCUCAGCUUGCUUGAGACCAAGCCCAAGAUGCCGUUUCUCUAUGACAUCAACAAGAUGAACAAAAUGUUUGGACGCAGUGGCAUCGGCGACGACCACGUACCUUUUAUGAUAAAGGGCGUCAACAUCUUGCACAUGAUUCCCUCACCCUUUCCCGACGUAUGGCACACGAUGGCGGACGAUGGGGAGCACCUCGACAUGCCAACGGUGAGAGACUGGACGAAGAUUGUGACGGCAUUUACUAUGGAGUGGCUCGAUGCAAUGGAAAUAAUGCCCGAAGAGGCACAAAGGUAG
Colletotrichum orchidophilum is the source of this 1134-nucleotide messenger RNA. Its product is annotated as peptidase family M28. The record is from RefSeq and is a predicted model, not a curated record. Gene Ontology annotation, molecular function: glutaminyl-peptide cyclotransferase activity; zinc ion binding. The transcript is spliced from 2 exons. The coding region runs from base 1 to 1134 and encodes 377 amino acids. Lineage: Eukaryota; Fungi; Ascomycota; Sordariomycetes; Glomerellales; Glomerellaceae.